This is a messenger RNA of Cygnus olor (mute swan), 2471 nucleotides long. RefSeq names its product HemK methyltransferase family member 1 (gene HEMK1). Bases 318 to 1379 code for a protein of 353 amino acids. Gene Ontology annotation, molecular function: protein methyltransferase activity; nucleic acid binding. Gene Ontology annotation, cellular component: mitochondrion. The record is from RefSeq and is a predicted model, not a curated record. Lineage: Eukaryota; Metazoa; Chordata; Aves; Anseriformes; Anatidae. The transcript has 11 exons. Gene Ontology annotation, biological process: protein methylation.
UGGCCGGCGGUCUCAGGGCUCGGCUCGCGGUUGGGCGGCGCUCCGUCAAUCAGACGCGCGGCGGCCGAGGCGGCCGGUCUCCCAUACGGCAGCCCCCCGGGAGGCCGCGCUCGCCUCUGAGGGGCCGCUGAGGCAAGCAAAUCUGCAAGCCGGUGCCCUUUUCACUGUGCCCUGAGGAGAAUCCAUUGACUGUGACCAGCAGAUGCUUAGCCAUGGGGGCUUGUGCAACACCAGGUGUCCUGUGAGUCUCAUCAGUGAUUAGAUCAGCAGACAGAAAGGAGGAACCCAGGUGGAAGACAGGAGCUGACUUUGCAAGAAUGAGAUGCCUCACCCAGCCACUGCUCAGGAGGUUCUUGGGUCUUUUGCCUCAGUGUGUGCCAGUGGGAUUGAGUCAAAGUCCUGUCCAUGGCCCCAAGCAGUCAUCUUUGAGGCAGAGCUGUAGUGCAAGACUUGGGCUGGUGACUGCCAUUGAUACGGUCGGCUACUGGCAAAAGGUGUUUGAGACAAAUGGGAUCCCUGAGGCACGAGAAUCCAGUGAAUACAUCAUGUCAUUUGUCCUGGGAGCAAAAACAUUUCAGAGCUUGAACUCCGAAAAACUCCAUACUCCGCUUACAGCAGUGCAACAGGAGCAGAUCCAGCAGCUGUGUCGCAGGCGACUAGAAAGAAUGCCAGUGCAGUAUGUGCUUGGUGAGUGGGACUUCCAGGACCUGACUCUGAAGAUGAGACCCCCAGUAUUUAUUCCUCGGCCUGAGACAGAGGAUCUCAUCUCCUUAGUUCUGGACGAAGAAUCUCGGAAACAUGAGAAGAAUUCAGGCCUCUGCUUCUCAGCUGCUGUCCCACAUCCUGUUAUCCUGGAGAUUGGCUGUGGCUCUGGAGCAAUUGCUCUGAGUCUCCUGUGCAAACUGCCUCAGAGCUGGGUGAUAGCUGUGGAUAAAGAGGAGGCUGCUGUGGAUCUCACCAAGGAGAAUGUGCAUAGGCUGCAACUCCAGGACAGGAUCCACAUCCUCCACCACAAUGUUUCAUACGGUUCUGCCAAACAGCUGCUACUCUGGGGCCCCAUGGACUUCAUAGUCAGUAACCCCCCAUAUGUUUUCCAUGAAGACAUGGCUUCCCUGGAUGCAGAGAUCCUCUGCUAUGAGGACCUUGGUGCACUGGAUGGAGGAGCUGAUGGGAUGAGAGUUAUCAAAACAAUUCUGGCUCUGGCUCCUUCUCUUCUGAAGGAUUCUGGAAGCGUGUUUCUAGAAGUUGAUCCCAGACACCCAGAUAUGGUGGAGAACUGGCUACAGGCACACCCAGACUUACUACUCACCCUUUGUGCUGUUCACAAGGACUUCUGUGGCAAGCCUAGGUUCCUGCACAUCCAAAAACAAAGCAGAUGACAACAGUGCUGGAGAUAACAUUCCUUGCAGUGUGCUUUUUGCUGAUGAGCCCUGCUGAAUGGCUUGUUGCAUGGCAGCAUGGCAAAAGGAAUCUUCACUUCGUUUUCCAGUGCGUUGAUCUCUCCAUGCAGUGACAGGCCCCUCAUUUCCUAAUACAGGCUUCAUCUUGCAAUCCAGAGGUUCAACAGAGCAUUUAAAAGUGUUUCAUCUUCUUCAGGGAUCUACAUGUGACUCUAGUUUACUCUGCUAAAGUGACUUGCUAAUCUCAGGACCAAUAUGGAAGAGUUCACAGUUCCAGAUAUUUCAUUGCAAAUUUCAAAGAAAUACAUUAAAAAUACAGUUUCUCAACAUGUCAGAUCACCCAUUUAACGUAGAAGGAUUUUUUUUUCCUUAUUUAACCUUGAGGUAAACUUUGAAAGAAUAUGACCAGAUUGGUUGAUCGGUCCAACUCUGGGUUUAGCAGCUCAUGAAUUUGCAGGUAUAAUGGAAUGUGACUAAACUGCAGGUUUGAAAUUCAGCUCUCUUUCAGGUUCCUGAUGCUCUGGAGUAGCUUUCCAACAGCAAAGCAGCUUUCAUUUCUAAGUCCUGCUGAGUGACAUAGUGACAUGUCAUUUGAAGUAUCAGUGCACAUAUUACACCGUGACUGCUUAGGAGAGACAAAGUUCUGCAGCUCAGAUAAAGUGAUUUUGAUCGCGCCUGGGUUGUGAUGGAUUUGGUGAAGAGAUUAAACAGGAAUCUAUGGAUCGGUCUGCCCCUUCCUUUGGAAUAUGCUUGUUUGGAGUAGAAGGGAAAAGCCUUGUAUUUGGACAGUUGUGGGCCACAGCUGAUAAAGCAUCUCUUCCUGUCAUACAUGUUUUCACUCUGUAUUUGUGGCUACGUAGGUCACUGGCUCUAGAGGAAGGAGCUCUGUUGGUGUUGGCUAAAACCAUCUGAAUCUACAGCACCUGACACUUCAUGGAUGCUGCCAGAAAGAAUCAAACCAUUGUAUUAAAGAUAGUGCUGUAUGUACGUUAAACUUAGUCUUACAAGAAAUGCUGUGCAAUCGUGCUUUCAAACGUGCUGGUGGGUCUGAAUAAACAUCUGGGAUCUGCA